AUGCCCGCCUCGCUGCGUCGAACUGUAUUUCAAGCUCUGCGUGGACUCUCCCACCCUGGGAUCCGAGCCUAUCAAAAACUCCUUGCGGAAAGGUUUGUCUGGCCUGGCAUGAACAAGGAUGUCAAAGCUUGGGCCUGGUCGUGUCUGCUCUGCCAGCGCAACAAGGUGCAGCGUCACAACAAGGCCCCACCAGGCACUUUCCCCAGUCCUGACGCACGGUUCAGCUAUGUGCACCUGGAUGUCGUAAGCCCCUUGCCUCCAUCCAAUGGUUUUAACCACCUCCUUACCUGUGUCGGUCGAUAUACCCGCUGGGCUGAAGCUGUUCUUUUGCCGAAUGUGCAGGCUGAAACCAUCGUGAAGGCCUUCGUCAGUCGUUGGGUCGCCAUGUUCGGUGCUCCAUCCACGGUUACGACUGAUCGUGGUGCCCAGUUUGAGUCGAUACUCUUCUAA
Messenger RNA from Spirometra erinaceieuropaei, 450 nucleotides. NCBI's taxonomy places the organism in Eukaryota, Metazoa, Platyhelminthes, Cestoda, Diphyllobothriidea, Diphyllobothriidae. The record is from the annotation of a GenBank genome assembly.